GGAAAGCAAAUGAGAAAACGACAGGUUGGAAGAGAAUGAUUCAAGAGCCUCUUGAUAAUCGACGGUGAAGAGAGUGUGUGUGAAGAGAGAGGAGGCACACCGAAAGGGGCUUCAUUCCAACCUCUCAUCUUCAGUUCCUGAGCCGAUUGGCCUGAGGUCCCCCAUCACUGGGGUCGUCAUUGGAACUGCGUCUCACGAUGGUGUGCAGUGCUCCAAACAGGCUCUGUUCAGAAUGGCUCCACAGAGCAGGGAUUGUAUUAACCUGAGGAGGACCACUCUCACACAAGGGUCUUAAGCAACACAAGGACAUGAGGCUCAGCUGAUCAGGAAAUUCUCUAUGCAGUGACAGAUGUGUGGCCCCUCCUCUCCCCAGCAUCAGCUGUGGCUCUGCUUGCUUCCACGGACUUCAGAGCAGCCAUAACUCGUCACGCCCUCGUCCUACAGGUGACUUUCGGAGGAGAGAGGGAGGCGCCGGCUGUGCCAAUGCGCAUUCCUAAGCUUCUGAAAGGAGGUGCCGAGGGAAUUGGAGGGAACUCUGGAUUGAUGAGGGUGCUGGAGAAUAGAGUGUGAGCUGCUUUCUUCGACUCCACCUGAGAACUGGACUCCUUAAUUAGUUCAUUCUCUCAGACUCUCAAACUCAACUUAUUCUGGAGGACUUUUUUUUUUUUUUGUAUCAGUCUAAAGAAUUUCAUAUCUUUUUCAUAUCUUUUACAUGAGGAAGGAUUCAUUGAGGAACCCAAGAGCAAUAAUGCAGAGGGUAGAGUGAAGUGGAAAAGGAAAGCAGGAAGCAUGUUGAAGUGUUUGUGUGUUUAUAGGAGGCAGAGAAGACCUGUGCAGCAAUGGGUGAGAGUUUUUGCCAAGGGCUGAGAAGAAGAGGCAGCUAAAAAAUUAGUGGACAACUGAGGCAACAAUGUGUGUGCGGGAGAAUGUGUUUGUGUGUGAAUGUGUGUGAGAAAGUGUGUUUAUGUGUGAUUGUCUCUUGGAGAGCAUAAUUCGAAGAAUUGGCCAUUAUUGCUGUUUCCUCAUAUUUUUGUGUUGGAGCCGGCAGGGUCAACAUAACCACCGAAGUAGAAGUGACACUUGUCUUUUUUGUCACUGUAUUUUUAGCUUUGGUGGUCACUGGUGGUGUUUUUCCCCCCUCUGAGUACUUAAGCUCAUAAAAAACUACAUUUGUCCUGUCAUAAUGGAUUAUUACAAAAAUCACAGCUUGUGAAGGGCCCCUCAGAUGGAUCUUUUUUAUCUUGAAUACCUACUCCCCUAAACUCUCCACGGCAGUCCAUUUCUGUGACUCUCAACCUGUCAUUCUGGAAGACGUUGCAAUUCCCCGGAGGACCGCAUUCACUUGUUACCACAGCAAUCUAUGGCACCCUCUUCCUGACAAGGUCUGCUUCAUUCUGGGGUGCUAUAGGCAGCAGAAGGCAUCUCCAUGAGGAGCGGUAGAAGAUGCCGGAACUGCCAGCGCUCCUGCUGUCGAUUUACUUCCAAUUCCUGUUAGUUACUGUGCUUACCAUGCCGCCUUCUUCCCUGAGCCAGUCCCCUGUUCUGUCAUCCGUUCGGAUGGCGGCAAUUCUGGAUGACAGCUCUGUCUGCGGGCGUGGGGAGCGUUUAGCUUUAGCAUUAGCACGUGAGAACAUUAACAGUGUAAUGGAGAGCCCAACUCGUGCUCGUGUGGAAGUUGACAUCUUUGAACUCCAGAAAGACUCGCAGUAUGAGACUACAGAUACAAUGUGCCAGAUUCUGCCAAAGGGUGUGGUCUCUGUGAUUGGCCCCGCCUCCAGUCCCGCCUCUGGUUCCAUAGUCAGUCACAUAUGUGGGGAAAAGGAGAUCCCACAUGUUAAAAUUGGUCCAGAGGAGACUCCACGACUUCCUUACCUGCGCUUUGCAUCUGUGACUCUGUAUCCUAGCAACGAAGAUCUGAGCCUGGCCAUUGGAGCCAUCCUAUGCUCUUUCAGCUACCCAUCGGCUAGUCUGGUUUGUGCUAAGGCCGAAUGUCUGCUGAGGCUGGAGGAGCUGAUAAGGCGUUUUCUGAUCUCUCGCGAGACGCUGUCCAUCAGGAUGCUGGACGAUAACCUUGACCCCACUCCAUUACUGAAGGAGAUUCGUGAUGACAAAAUAGCUACAAUAAUUAUUGAUGCUAAUGCAUCUAUAUCUUACCUUAUACUGAAAAAGGCAUCAGAGUUGGGAAUGACAUCAGCAUUUUACAAGUACAUUCUCACCACUAUGGACUUCCCAUUGUUGUGGUUGGAUGAUAUAGUGGAUGAUCAGUCCAAUAUUGUGGGCUUCUCAAUGUUCAACACCUCCCACCCAUUUUACCUGGAGUUUAUCAGGAGCCUUAACCUGUCCUGGAGAGAGGGCUGUGAAAUGAACCCAUACCCUGGACCAGCACUGUCAUCAGCACUGCUGUUUGAUGCGGUUCAUGUGGUGGUGAGUGCAGUGCAGGAACUGAACCGCAGUCAGGAGAUUGGCGUCAAACCUCUCAGCUGCACCUCUCCUCAAAUCUGGCAGCACGGAACCAGCCUCAUGAACUAUCUGCGAAUGGUGGAGUAUGAUGGAUUGACAGGUCGAGUUGAGUUCAACAGCAAAGGCCAGAGGACAAAUUACACUCUCCACAUCCUGGAGAAGCACAGGGGAGGCCACAAAGAGAUUGGGAUCUGGUACUCAAAUAACACUCUGCUGAUGAACUCCACCAUUCUGGACAUCAACGUCUCUGAAACUCUGGCCAACAAGAGCCUCAUCGUCACCACCAUAUUGGAAAACCCGUAUGUGAUGAGAAAAGUGAAUUAUCAGGAGUUUGAGGGGAACGAGCAGUAUGAGGGGUUUUGUGUAGACAUGUUGAGAGAGCUAGCUGAUAUCCUCAAGUUCACCUUCCACAUUAAACUGGUGGAUGAUGGACUGUAUGGGGCACCUGAACCCAAUGGCUCGUGGACGGGCAUGGUGGGAGAGCUGGUCAACAGAAAAGCUGAUUUAGCAGUAGCUGCUUUUACCAUCACGUCUGAGAGAGAGAAGGUCAUUGACUUCUCAAAACCCUUUAUGACCUUGGGCAUCAGUAUUCUCUACAGAGUCCAUAUAGGCAGGAAGCCAGGUUAUUUCUCCUUCCUGGAUCCCUUCUCACCGGCUGUUUGGCUCUUCAUGCUGCUGGCUUACCUUGCUGUCAGCUGUGUGCUUUUCCUUUCUGCUAGGUUGAGUCCGUAUGAAUGGUAUAACCCUCACCCAUGUCUGCGUGAGUGCAGAGACCUGCUGGAGAACCAGUAUACUCUUGGAAACAGCCUGUGGUUUCCUGUAGGGGGCUUCAUGCAGCAGGGAUCUGAGAUCAUGCCCCGAGCCCUCUCCACACGAUGCGUUAGUGGGGUCUGGUGGGCAUUCACUCUCAUAAUAAUCUCCUCAUACACAGCCAAUCUGGCUGCGUUUCUGACCGUGCAAAGAAUGGAAGCACCAAUCGAAUCACCUGAUGACCUGGCUGAUCAAACCAACAUCCAGUAUGGCACCAUUCAUGGAGGAAGCACCAUGACCUUUUUUAUGAACUCUCGUUAUCAAACGUAUCAGCGGAUGUGGAACUACAUGUACUCUAAGCAGCCCAGUGUAUUUGUGAAGAGCACAGAGGAAGGCAUUGCAAGAGUCUUAAACUCCAAGUAUGCCUUUCUUCUGGAGAGCACCAUGAACGAGUACCACCGCAGUCUCAACUGCAACCUCACCCAGAUCGGAGGCUUGCUGGACACCAAGGGUUACGGCAUUGGAAUGCCACUGGGUUCCCCAUUCAGAGAUGAGAUUAGUCUGGCAGUGUUGCAGCUGCAGGAGAAUAACAGGUUGGAGAUCCUGAAGAGAAGGUGGUGGGAGGGUGGGCAGUGUCCCAAAGAGGAGGACCACCGUGCCAAAGGUCUUGGGAUGGAGAACAUUGGUGGUAUAUUUGUGGUUUUAAUCUGUGGGCUGAUUAUUGCUGUGUUUGUGGCUGUUAUGGAGUUUGUGUGGUCCACACGCCGAUCAGCUGAAACAGACGAGGUACGGCCUCUCUCCUGCGACCGCCCAUAUCACAGUCACAAUACAAUGUCGGUGUGUCAGGAGAUGUUGACGGAGUUCCAAAACGCUGUCUCUUGCAAGAAGAGUUCACAUCUGCGCCGCCGUCGACCCCUUUCCAGCUCUUUGGCCCUUCGUCACCCCACUCGCAUUACUCUAGGGGCCCCGCGCCCUCUGCGCCUUGUCAGAGAGAUGCGCCUUAGCAAUGGAAAGCUCUACAGUGGUACUGGACCCCUAACAGGAGGUUCAGGGGCUGGAGGAGCCCCCCCUGACAUGGGUCCAGGGCCUCAACGACUCUUGGAGGGCCCGUUAAGUGCCAACAGCACCCCUGCAGCAGCCCUGGGUCCACCUGCAGUGACAGUGCCUCUGCCACGGGGCUGCACUCAUGUGCGCAUCUGCCAGGAGUGCCGGCGUAUCCAGAGUCUCCGCACAACCACCUGCACACGCAUCCCUCCCUCCUCAGCACCUUUGCCUCGCCUGGCCCUGCCCCCUCCACACUCAUCAUCCAAUACAGACAGCGAAGGUGGUGGGGGGCACAGCCCUUGCCGGAUAGGCCACUCCCCACCAGCAAAAGGCUGCACUUUAGCCCCACCUCAGUCUAGCAUCAAAACAGACUUACUGGGAGAGCAGAAAUGAGACAUAGAGAA
Myxocyprinus asiaticus (Chinese sucker) is the source of this 4658-nucleotide messenger RNA. Its product is annotated as glutamate receptor ionotropic, kainate 5-like. Gene Ontology annotation, cellular component: plasma membrane; postsynaptic membrane; presynaptic membrane. Gene Ontology annotation, molecular function: transmitter-gated monoatomic ion channel activity involved in regulation of postsynaptic membrane potential; kainate selective glutamate receptor activity. The transcript has 22 exons. Bases 1444 to 4647 code for a protein of 1067 amino acids. Gene Ontology annotation, biological process: monoatomic ion transport; modulation of chemical synaptic transmission; synaptic transmission, glutamatergic. The record is from RefSeq and is a predicted model, not a curated record. Lineage: Eukaryota; Metazoa; Chordata; Actinopteri; Cypriniformes; Catostomidae.